CGGUGCUGCGCGGCGGCUGCGCAGAGCGGAGCCGCCAUGACCGAGGAACGGUUGCGGCGGGUCCGCGACCGGGUGCGGCCCUUCCCCGAUUUCCCGGUGCCCGGUGUGCUCUUCCGCGACAUCAGCCCUUUGCUGAAGGAUCCUGGAGCUUUCGGGACUUUGAUUGAUCUUCUGGAAGAGCAUUUGAGGGCAUCUUUCCCCCAGGUCGACUUUAUUGCAGGCCUGGACUCCCGUGGUUUCCUCAUAGGACCCUCUCUGGCUCAGAGGCUGGGGAUCGGCUUCGUGCCGAUACGGAAAAAGGGGAAGCUUCCCGGUCCGACCGAAUCCGUCUCCUACGCCCUUGAGUAUGGCAAGGCUGAGCUUGAAAUCCAGAGUGAUGCCGUGGAACCGGGCCAAAAAGUCGUUAUUGUGGACGACUUGCUUGCGACUGGAGGUACCAUGCGUGCAGCCUGCGAGCUGGUGACGAGGCUGAAGGCUGAAGUCCUGGAGUGCCUGGUGGUCAUAGAGUUAAAGCUCCUGAAAGGGUCGGAAAAGCUCAAGUCCGUCCCUUUCUACUCUCUGCUGCAGUACGACUGAGGAGGAGCAGGGAGUGCACGCCCUGAGCUGCGCACGAGUUUGGGGCUCUGUUCAGUGAUUCUUGAUGUCACAAGGGGGUGGGCAGGGGGGGGAACCUACGAUUUUGAUCCUGGCCAGUUGCUAUACAGUCAUAAGUCCUGUUUGUUUUCCAAGCCACAGAUUAAGGUGUGUUGAGUGUAAGGAUCCUUUUUGGAAUUUAUCCUUUUGGGAAGAAGGAACAGCCUAAUUUUUUUAGGGGAUGGAGACCAAGAUGCAGCUUCACUUAACUGAUUAUUUUUUUUUUUUUUAGGAGACCAAAGUGAAAAUACUGCUGCUGAGGCAGGAGAGGUCCAGUAGCUUAGGGGGCCCAGCCUUCCCUUUUAGUUGAGCCGUGCCUGGUCAGCCUCCUAGGAACCCGUUAAAAGUUUGCCAAAGAAACACAGAAGAUGGGUAAAAAAGUGAUUAUUUGUCUAAGGGAUAAAUCCCUCAGUACUUGACCUCAGAGGAAGGUCUGAUUGCUCUCUGCUGUUGCUCACAACAGAGUAGGUUGCUCUUAAAUUAAGGUAGUGCUUGUUAAGGAGAAUUAAGUGCCUGCCCAGACCUGUGUCCUGAAAUCAGGAGGCAGCUGCUGCCAACGCAGUGGAGGUUGCUGGUGUAGAUGAGCUCAAGCAGGAUGUCAGCUUGCAGCUUGGCUCGUGGUCUCCUUCCCUUGAGACCGCAGGAAGCUGAAGGUCUCUGCUGUAGGAAGCCUUCCCUUGCUCCAGGGCACUUCUUAGCCGGGGAUUUUGCAAAACUGGGAGCAGUCGUAGCACACAGCUGGGCAACAGGCAGGGAGGAAGGGGCCAGGCACACGCUGGGGGCUGUUCACCUGCCUGCUGCCCAGCAGCCCCAGCCAGGCCUGGCAGCUUUUGUUCAUUUGUUCAGCACAAAUUCCCCAUCUACUGCAAUAUUUCUGACUCCUCUUUGCCGUGUUCUUGGGGCAUCAGGACAUUGGAAGGACGAUGCCAGUUCGGAGCUCAUGCUUGUUGGCAGAUAAGGUCAGAGGAAAGAAAGAAAAGGUGUUAUACUUGCAGCUGAGCUCCGGUGGUCUCACUCGGGUUGCGUGAUGGAUGACGUGGGGUUUGGAGAUGCUCCUUAGAGCACGGUUCAAGUUUGGUCACAGGGGUAGCUCUCAGACCCAGUGUGCCAAAACCUCCGCGUGCUGGAAAACAUUAGGGACUGUGUCCGUGUACUAGGGCUUGAACUCGCUGGUAAAAUAAAUGCUGACUUAUUUUUUCUAAA
Molecule: messenger RNA, 1836 nt
Organism: Tyto alba (common barn owl)
Lineage: Eukaryota; Metazoa; Chordata; Aves; Strigiformes; Tytonidae
Gene: APRT
Product: adenine phosphoribosyltransferase
Exons: 5
Coding region: 37-576 (179 amino acids)
Biological process (GO): adenine salvage; AMP salvage
Cellular component (GO): cytoplasm
Molecular function (GO): adenine phosphoribosyltransferase activity; adenine binding; AMP binding
Source: RefSeq, a predicted model, not a curated record